AAGCAGCAAGCCACGCACCUCCCGCUUAGACGAACUUCGAGACCCGCCCUUUCCGGAAGUUUUGACACUGUGUGCCUCUGGGCAAUGUGAUUGACAGGGUAAUCAUCCGGUCCGUUAUCUAAACCCCUCACUCCGGGAAACAGCGACCCGAUCUUUCCGGAUCCGCGCUUUCCCAGCAUCCUUUAGCCUUCCGGUAUGUGGCCCCGUCUGGCUAGUCCCGUCUAGCGCGCCCAUUUCGAGCCCAAGUUUCCAGCUCGGGUUUCCGGGCUCAGAAUUUUCCAGGAGUGGGUUCUUGGGCAGUGGCUGUGGGAGCAGGAAUGGCGCAGCUAGAGGGUUACUAUUUCUCGGCUGCCUUGAGCUGUACCUUUUUAGUGUCUUGCCUCCUCUUCUCCGCCUUCAGCCGGGCGCUGCGAGAGCCCUACAUGGACGAGAUCUUCCACCUGCCUCAGGCGCAACGCUACUGUGAGGGCCAUUUCUCCCUUUCCCAGUGGGAUCCCAUGAUUACUACAUUACCUGGCUUGUACCUGGUGUCAGUUGGAGUGGUCAAACCUGCCAUUUGGAUCUUUGGAUGGUCCGAACAUGUUGUCUGCUCCAUUGGGAUGCUCAGAUUUGUUAAUCUUCUCUUCAGUGUUGGCAACUUCUAUUUACUGUAUUUGCUUUUCCGCAAGGUACAACCCAGAAACAAGGCUGCCUCAAGUAUCCAGAGAGUCUUGUCAACAUUAACACUAGCAGUAUUUCCAACACUUUAUUUUUUUAACUUCCUUUAUUAUACAGAAGCAGGAUCUAUGUUUUUUACUCUUUUUGCGUAUUUGAUGUGUCUUUAUGGAAAUCAUAAAACUUCAGCCUUCCUUGGAUUUUGUGGCUUCAUGUUUCGGCAAACGAAUAUCAUCUGGUCUGUCUUCUGUGCAGGAAAUGUCAUUGCACAAAAGUUAACUGAGGCUUGGAAAACUGAGCUACAAAAGAAGGAAGACAGACUUCCACCUAUUAAAGGACCAUUUGCAACAUUCAGAAAAAUUCUUCAGUUUCUUUUGGCUUAUUCCAUGUCCUUUAAAAACUUGAGUGUGCUUUUCCGUCUGACUUGGCCCUACAUCCUUCUGGGAUUUCUGUUUUGUGUUUUUGUAGUAGUUAAUGGUGGAAUUGUUAUUGGCGAUCGGAGUAGUCAUGAAGCCUGUCUUCAUUUUCCUCAACUAUUCUACUUUUUUUCAUUUACUCUCUUCUUUUCCUUUCCUCAUCUCCUGUCUCCUGGCAAAAUUAAGACAUUUCUUUCCUUAGUUUGGAAACGUAGAAUUCUGUUUUUUGUGGUUACCUUAGUCUCUGUGUUUUUAGUUUGGAAAUUCACUUAUGCUCAUAAAUACUUGCUAGCAGACAAUAGACAUUAUACUUUCUAUGUGUGGAAAAGAGUUUUUCAAAGAUACGAAAUUGUGAAAUAUUUGUUGGUUCCAGCCUAUAUAUUUGCUGGUUGGAGUAUAGCUGACUCAUUGAAAUCAAAGUCAGUUUUUUGGAAUUUAAUGUUUUUCAUAUGCUUGUUCAUUGUUAUAGUUCCUCAGAAACUGCUGGAAUUUCGUUACUUCAUUUUACCUUAUGUCAUUUAUAGGCUUAACAUACCUCUGCCUCCCACAUCCAGACUCGUUUGUGAACUGAGUUGCUAUGCAAUUGUUAAUUUCAUAACUUUUUACCUCUUUCUGAACAAGACUUUUCAGUGGCCAAACAGUCAGGACAUUCAAAGGUUUAUGUGGUAAUAUCAGUGAUAUUUUGAACUGUAAAAAUGGACUUAAUAAUUAGACUAUUUCUACAAAGAACAACUGAAUAGGUAGAAAUCAUGGAAUUUCUUUUAGGUGCAGUGGUGGUCCUCAAAUUACAUUAUAUGUAUAUAUAUAUAUAUAUAUAUAUUUUAAACAUAUGUAAGAAAUCAAGUGGCAAAGAACUGAGAAAGCUUAAGACCUGCUUCAAAAGCCUGAAUAAUGGGAAAAUUGUUUUCAGAUAUCUCAUAUUGCUGUCAUAAUGUUGGCCCCUCAAGAAGCUUGGGAAUGUUUUGUAUGUACAAGUUUAUUAAAACUGGGUAUGCUUCAUAUUACUGGAACUAAUUUAUUAUCUUCAGAGAGAAAUACUAGGUUAGUACAAAAGUAAUUGUGGUUUUGCCAUUACUUUCAGUGGCAAAAACCACAAUUACUUUUGCACCAACCUAAUAACAGUGUAUUAGCAAAUAUUUACAAAUGGUCAGGUGAUAUUCUUGAUUGAAAAGUUGCUUAACAUUUCAGUAAAUAUAAUUUUAAUUCUAAGUCAAAAUAGAAAUGCAUAAAUAGUAAAUGAUAAAGUAGAGACUCAUAUAUGUCUGCCUAGGCAUCAAAUUGUUGGUUAUUGUUUACAAUCUAGAAAUGAUGAAGCUCUUUCACUAAUCCUAAUAUGAAAUGUAUGAUGGCCAAAGACAAAUUUUGUUUAUUAUAAUCCUUUAAAAGGGGGAUUUCCUUUCUGAAAUACAUAUUGUAUUAGCUUCCCAGGGCUGCCAUAACAAAUGACCACAAACUUGGUUGCUUGCAGCAAUUUUCCUCACAGUCUGAAGGCCAGAAGUCUAAAAUCAAAGUGUCAGCAGAGUUGGUUCCUUCUGGAGGCUCUAAGGAAGACUCCGUUCCAUGUCUGUUUCCUAAUAUCUUGUGGCUGUCUGAAAUUCUUGGAGUUCUUUGGCUUAUAGACAAAUCUUGUCCAAGUAUUGCAGACAGCAGUCUUCACUCCAGUCUCUGCCUCUGUGCUCACACAGCCUUUCCCUCUGUCUUCUCUUCAUUACCUUUUAAGGACAGUAUCUUUGAAUGUAGGGCCCACCCUGAUCUACAAUGAUUAUGUCUGGAGCCCCUUAAUUAUGUUUACAAAGACCCAUGUUCCAAGUAAGUUCUUAUUCACAUGUUCUGAGUAGACAGGUCUCUUCCUGGGAUACUUUUCAGUCCAUGACAGUUACUAAAGGACAUUUUAGGAUAAUCCUCAUAAUGAUUGCUACCUUUUUAAAUUUUUUUUUAUAUAUCAAAUUAUAGUUGUAUACACUUAUGAGGCACAAAGUGGCAUUAUGAUUUUUUAAUAUAAUGUAGGAUGAGUAAAUAAAGCUAAUAUUUGACAUAUUUUGUGGUGAAAACAUUUGAAAUUUACUCUCAACAGUAUUGAAAUGUACAGUGCUUAAUUGUUAGCUGUAUUCACCAUGUUGUGUAAUAGAUCUUAAAAAAGUCAAACAUAUUCCUUCUGUCUAAUUGAGGCUUUGUAUCUUUUGAUUAUCAUCUCCCCAUUCCCACAUCCCUGGCCUCUAGUACCCAUCAUUCUUCUCUCUACUUCUCUGAGUUUAGUUGUUUUAGAUUACACAAAUAAGUGAGAUCAUGGGGUAUUUGUGUUUCUGUGUUUGGCUUACUUCACUUACCAUAAUGUCCUCCAGGUUCAUCCAUAUGGUUGCAAAUGACAGAAUUUCUACCUUUUUAAAGGCUGAAUAGUAUUUUAUUGUGUAUAUAUGCCAUAUUUUCUUUAUCCAUUCAUUCACUGAUGAACACUUAGGUUGAUUGAAUAACUUGGUUAUUGUGACUUGUCGGCAAUGAACAUGGAGUGCAGACUUCUCUUUGACAUACGGAUUUCAAAUCUUCUGGAUAAAUGCCCAGAAGUGGGAUUGUUGGAUCAGGAGAUAAUAUCUUACCUUUUAAAUAACUCUUAGUAUCUUUACUGAGAGGUUAAAAAAUAAGUGACUUCUGAGGUAAUAUACAGCUAAAGGUGACUAGUGUUUGAUUCCAUUAUCUAUUUAAAAAAAAAAUGUCAGCAUUGAAAGAAAGUUGAGAAAUCAUUUGGUCUGACCUUAUUUUCUAGAUUAGGGAACAACUGCCGGGGUAGGAUUAUUUUGUGUUACUUUUUGAAUUUUGUGUUUAUUAUUUUGAGUGUACUUUUUGGGUUGUCAUUCCAUUACAGGAAAGUAUUAUUUGGGCAUGUUAACUUUGACAUAUAAACUUAGAACUAUGAAUAGAACUCAUCUUUUAACAUAAUUUUAUGUUUCUAAACUUUGAAAGUAGCUAUAAGUGAACAAAUUACUUUCCACUCAAUGUCAAAUUUUGCUUCUCUGAGUUUUAAGUAAUGAUUCUACAUUUACAAAUAUAAAAUUGUGUGCAGGUGAAAAUUACAAGUAUAGUUUGAAUGGUAAAUACAGACUAUUUUUUGGUUAUACUCUAGCACCCAGAAAAUUAGAUUGGCAUUAGUUUUAACAGUGAUCAUAGAAAAACGUGUUUAAUCCAGACUUUUUAAAAAUUAGAUGAGAGAGGACACUCAAAGAAAUUAUACUUUUGUCAUUAAUUUACUAUAAUGGAGAACUAAAUCCAGGAAGUCAAAAUUGAAAAAGAAUGUGUAAUUUAGGGAAAAUAACUUUUUGUCUGAUAAUAUUAAUGCAAGGAUUUUGUAUUUAGGAAUACUUCUGAGAGGAGAAGCUUCCACUCUGACCUAGUCUGGCAAAAUUGAAGAAAAUAUUCUACAUUGUAAUUAAAGAAGACUGCUCUUUGAAGGGAUCACUGUUCUAGAUCUUUUUUUUUUUUUCUUUUUUUGAGGGGAAGCCUCGCUCUUGUCCCCCAGGCUGGAGUGCAAUGGCGCGAUCUCGGCUCACUGAAACCUCCGCCUCCCGGGUUCAAGCGAUUCUCCUGCCUCAGCCUCCCGAGUAGCUGGGAUUACAGGAGCCCGCCACCACGCCCGGCUAAUUUUUUCUAUUUUGAGUCGAGACGGGGUUUCACCAUGUUGGCCAGGCUGGUCUCAAACUCCUGACCUCAGGUGAUCCACCCGCCUCGGCCUCCCAAAGUGCUGGGAUUACAGGCGUGAGCCACUGUGCCCUGCUGUUCUAGUUCAUUUUUAAGUGUUGAGUCCCUGCUGUUUUAAGAGAUGUUUUGGUGAAAAUCUACAUUCAGAGAGAAAUUAAUCUUCCACAUUUUUUAUAAAAUACAUAAAAUAUAGUACUUGGCAUUUUAAGAAAAGAUUGCCAUGUAUUAAAAGGUGCUAUUUUCAACUAUUUAUUAUUUUAAAACAAGAAUGCUUAUCAAUACUUUUGAAUUUAAGAUAACUGUCUUGGUUAAAUUUUCUAGGCAGUUCAAAGAUGGCCAUUUGCUGGUGAAUUUUCCAAAGUAGGUAACAGAUAAAAUGAUUAUGUAAGAACUUGACACAAUAGACCAUUUUGCCUUUAGUUGUUCAAGAAAUGAUACCAAACUCAAAGUUAUUCACUUGAAACAAUUGACAAGACCAUUCUUAAGUGUUUAGAUCCUUGCUUUUAGAAACAUUCUUAGUUAUAUUUGUGUUUUCAAGAGUUAUUGAGUAGAUUUUUUUCAUGAAUUUUUAAACAUUAGACUUAGCUGAAUUUAUUAAAAUAAGGUGAUUAUGAAAAAAAGUACUGCCCUGCUCAAGGGUAUGUGGAGCCCUACAGUUAACAGUUAUGAAAAUCUGUGAGUAUGUCUAUUUUGAAAAGUGUCGUAAAAAGUCUAGUCCAUAAAUCGUUAUAGGUUCAGUAAUACAUCAUUUUGAACUGAUUCUAUCUUCUGUGAAAUUCUAGAGAUAUGUUAUUUUUAGGUAGCAUUAGUAAGAUUCAGGUAUGCUGUGAAUUUUGUUACAUUUAUGUUUUCCAUUAAUGGAUAGUCAGAAAUCUUUUGAGCUGCGUCUGACAUUGGAAAGAUAGUAUCUCUCAGUUUAAACGUAGCAUCUCAUUUUGGCAAGAUAAAUUGUUUUAGCUGUGUUGCCUUUUCUUUGUCUUCUUAGAGUUAUUUCUGAAAUGUGCAUAGCCAGUCAUAAAAUACCUUUUAUAAAUAGCCUAAUGUAAUUUAUUUAUAAUAAAUACAUGGCUUAAUGAAAUG
This is a messenger RNA of Rhinopithecus roxellana (golden snub-nosed monkey), 5840 nucleotides long. It is a transcript of the gene ALG10, whose product is annotated as ALG10 alpha-1,2-glucosyltransferase. Bases 318 to 1739 code for a protein of 473 amino acids. The transcript is spliced from 3 exons. Gene Ontology annotation, molecular function: dolichyl pyrophosphate Glc2Man9GlcNAc2 alpha-1,2-glucosyltransferase activity. Gene Ontology annotation, biological process: protein N-linked glycosylation; dolichol-linked oligosaccharide biosynthetic process. The record is from RefSeq and is a predicted model, not a curated record. NCBI's taxonomy places the organism in Eukaryota, Metazoa, Chordata, Mammalia, Primates, Cercopithecidae. Gene Ontology annotation, cellular component: endoplasmic reticulum.